This is a messenger RNA of Verruconis gallopava, 1349 nucleotides long. RefSeq lists its product as uncharacterized. The record is from RefSeq and is a predicted model, not a curated record. Gene Ontology annotation, molecular function: oxidoreductase activity. Lineage: Eukaryota; Fungi; Ascomycota; Dothideomycetes; Venturiales; Sympoventuriaceae. Bases 259 to 1197 code for a protein of 312 amino acids. The transcript has 2 exons.
UGUUGUGAAUUUUUUUUUUAUUUUGGUACUUAAAGAGAAGAGUGAAAGGAUUUCUAGAGAAACGGCAAGAAUUGCAGGCAUCCAAGCCUGUGUCUACGACAUUGAUAGAUCCUUACGUGUCAUCUUGUAUUCAAACUUGGGAUAAAAAAAAAGCUUUCACGUAUUUUUGCUGUUGUCAAGUUGCUGGUCAUUCUUCUCCUUGGGAGAUAAAUUACAAGAGUUCACAUAUCAAAAACCAACAAGCACAAUACUCUACCAAUGACUCCAUCAACCAGUCAGAUGAAACACGCCAUUAUCACUGCUUGGGAAGAACCGCCAAAGUUCGUUGAUACAGCAGCUCCUCAACUAGAUCCGGUCGACGAUAAAGUGCUGAUCCGGGUAGAAGCAGCUGCGGCUCAUCAGCUCGUGCGGCUCCGGGCAUCUGGAAAGCAUUACUCGGUAAAGACGCUGCCUCACGUUCCUGGUGUUGACGGGGUCGGGACCACACCGGACGGCCAAAAUGUCUACUUCUUCACGUUUGCGCCGGCCCCGGGCUCCUUUGCAGAGUUCGUUCGCGUGCCAAAAGGCAAUGUGACGCCUUUGCCUGACGGGCUAGAUAAGAUUCAAGUUGCUGCAUUGGUUAAUCCGGUAAUGUCCUCGUGGAUGGCACUAAGAAGGCGCACGUUUUGCCGACCUCCCAAUUUCACAGUGUUGAUACUUGGAGCGACCUCUACGUCUGGCAGGUUGGCAAUAUCAGUCGCGCGUGCUCUAGGUGCAGGAAGAGUAAUUGGUUGCGCCAGAAACGAGGAAUCUCUCGCAAGACUGGGACUUGAUCAGGCGAUACGCUUGCGCGAGCCUGUCACCGAGACUGAUUUUUCAGACUUGCAAGAUGUUGAUGUUGUCCUUGACUACGUGUACGGUCAAGCCGCCGCGCACUUACUUUCCACGAUCAAGUGUACCCGUCGUGUACAAUUCAUACAGAUCGGUAGCCUCUCUGGUCCAACCAUCGAUCUUCCAGCACACACAAUCAGAUCGAAAAACAUUUCGCUUAUUGGGUCGGGAAUAGGAAGUUGGGCAGAUGAAGAACUAAGGGAGGAGCUUCCUGAUCUUUUGCAAGCCAUGACAAAGUUUGAAACUGUCACGUUGAACGUGGUUCCACUGAGCGAGAUCGAACGCCAUUGGAGUGAGGGCAAGGACAGAACAGUGUUCACAAUGUAGCACGAGGCAAAUUUUAACUUAGGAGAGUUGCAACCACGGUGUCGUUACCAUCGUGGCUGGCGAGCAUUCCUUUGUAGUCAUAACCGUAGGGACUUCUAAAUCGAGCGUCGACUCUGAAUAUUAUGUGUUUGGUGUAACUUCGUGUAUAUAGG